UGUUGACGCAAACAAACGACGUCUGAAAUUCAGUAAACGGCAAAUAAAAGGCAAAUUGGGUUUCCUGGCAAACAAAAUUGAGGGGGAAAUUAAAGACUGAUCUGCAAUUUUAUUGGUCACAUGCAGGUCAGCGAACGCGGAAGUGAAGCGUUAACCGUAUGUUGACACCAUGAUCGGCGAUCUGUUGUUAUUCGGAACUUUAUUGAUAAAUGCGGGAGCGGUGCUGAAUUUCAAGCUCAAAAGAAAAGAAUCCCAUGGAUUUGGCGAUGAGUCCAGGUCUGCAACUACAGGUGACAACAUAAGAGAGUUCCUCCUCAGCCUGCGAUACUUUCGCAUCUUCAUUGCACUGUGGAACAUCUUCAUCAUGUUCUGCAUGAUUCUGUUGUUUGGAUCAUGAACUUCAUUGACUGUAGCUGGGCUACCACCAGACGGUUGAUUUUUCAAGAUUGCUGCUCAAAAUCCCCCGUUAUGUCCUUUUUUUAAAUGUGUAAUUGUACUGUGUUUUCUUUACUGCCUACUCACCUCUGUCCCCACAACAAUGUAAAGACUUAUUUAUGUGUUUUAAUCCUUUGGAUUAAGACAGCAAAUGUUCAGUUUCCUGUAGUAACAUUAUUUUUAAUCUACAUUUGAAAGACUUCCUUUACGUCCAGAUAAUAUAUAUUGAAUAGGUUUUGGUGGGAAGUUUGUGUAAAUGUUGCUCCACAAUCACUUUUAUAACACGUUUUUUGAGUCUGUAAGAUUCUGGAGGCGUUUCUGGAUUGCAAAUUAAACCACACCCCACCCAAAACUAUCAUAAAUUCCAUCCAUCCAUCGAUUUUCUACCGCUUAUCCCUUUUGGAGUCGCGAGGGGUGCUGGAGCCUAUAUCUUCUAAAAUGUACAUUGUUUAAAUAUAUAUCUUGAAAUUGUCACCGCUAUUUUUUUCCAGAUGCGAAAAUAAAUUUGAUUGUCAUUAUAUAGAUUCUAUUUCUACAACAAUAGGUACACCUGCACAUUCACUGAUUGAUUCAGACUGUAUAAAAAAAGCUGCUUUUAUUAGCAUUUUUGUCAUUGCAUGAUUCAAAAAAUUAUACUUUAUCCAAACUUUUUUGUUUCCUAAUAACCUGAAGCAAACAGGGGAGCUCCGCCUGCUCUGGCUGAGAGCUUUACUUGAUCUUUAAUUAAGUACAUCCUCCUCACUACGGUGACACGACAUAGCCAGAUUGCAAAACCCUUUGAGCAGAGGAAUUCAAAAUUGCGUGCAAGCUCAAACCAACAAUGCUUUGGCAUUGUUUAUCACAAGUAUCCAACAUUGGAACAUAAGUCAGAAAAGGCUAAAUUCAUCAUAUGUCCCCUUUAAAGUAAAGUUGAUCAUUUAUCACGUUAUAUCCAUCAAUCUAGCUUUUCUUUCCAUCUAUGGUAAACAAUAUCUCAUUCAUCAUUUGCAAUCAGCAGUGAUUUUCUUUUGUCUUGCUUUCUUUUUUUUGUACAAAACAUCAGUUUAGUCUAAGGUUGAUAGAUCAAGUACUGACAUACAUGGGAUUUUCCACUUGUCCUGUAAGUAAAUGUUCAUGACAGUUACAAUUGUUUCUUAUCCAGAAAAAUGUUCUCAAUAUACAGUAAAUAUGG
Molecule: messenger RNA, 1606 nt
Organism: Nerophis lumbriciformis (worm pipefish)
Lineage: Eukaryota; Metazoa; Chordata; Actinopteri; Syngnathiformes; Syngnathidae
Gene: smim7
Product: small integral membrane protein 7
Source: RefSeq, a predicted model, not a curated record